CUCGUAUUCUCUGGCCCUCACAGACCAUCCCACUGUCCUCUUUCCAAACAUAUCUCGCCUUGCUCCGCCGGCAAAGCCGCCCCGUCUCAAGAGACGCCCUUCUACCGCCUCUUCUGCGGAAGACAAGCACGACUUGCUUCCUGAAGCCCCGCCAAUGGGUGACUGGUCCCCAUCAGCCUACUCUUCAGUGUCAGAUCCAGUGGGGCCGAGCAGGGAAAGGCCGGCGGAGGCGCAGGAGCACAGAUAUGCUUCUUCCCAGGAUCACACCCUCGAGGAGAUGAAUCGGAAAGCCCACGCUGCUGUAGUGGGCCUGCGCGCAGAGGCAUCUCGUCUGGCGGGACUGGACGUCCUGCCGUCCCCGUUUGACCCGUCUCCAGAUGAGUCGCGCCAGCUCCCUCACAACGCGACCACGGCGCGCGACACGAACAUGGUCGAGCCCGACUACAACUGGGCGACGUUCAUCCACGCGUAUUCGAUGGGACGGUGGGACCCAUUGAAGACCCCGCUUCCACCCCGAUCUCAUCUCCAUGCGCCGAGCUUGCUGCGUGCCCCCCCUCUAGACACCUCCGUCGGCGGCGCCGGUUCAGACGUCAUGUUUGAAUCUCCAGAUCUCGAUUCUGUACCAGAAUGGAGGCCGGCGGAGACGCCAUUUGAACCUGCGUCUGUUCAUUUCGAACCCGCUGCACCGCUGGAUUCAAGGCCGGCCAGUAUAUUGGAGACAGAAGGUGGCCGGUUCGCCGUCCCUUCCACGGAAGUGAACGGUGUCUCUACGCACCAUCCAUCUGCUAUUCAGCCUUCGUCGCCUUGGCUCAUUCUGCCGGAGACUUCUGUAGGACCUAGCAAAUCUCCCAAAGCGCCCUCCAUGCCACCCAAACUGAAUCCUUUCUCGCAUCGGCUGCGCAAUUCAUUUGCGGACAUGCGGACGUCCUCUGCUCACCAUUCACAGUCUCACAUGGAGCAUCCUCGUAUUCCCAUUACUCCUGCCGAUGCUACCGCGACUGCGGCAGCCAUACGGUUAGCGGCUGCGCGCGUGUCUGUGGCGCCUCUGGCACUGCCGUCGCCAGAACAUGAGCUUACAGAUCCCAUGCGCGGCGUCACUGCGAUGAUCCCCGGCUCACAUCCAGAUGUCUUCGCACACAACGAAAUCGUACCGCUGUUGUCACCUAACACCUUACGAAAGUCUAGGUUAAGCAGCUUUUGGCAAGGUACGCAAGACGUGGACGACGGUACCUCCCCCACACAUUCCUCUACCAGCUCCAACACGACAGCAACGGGUGGGCCGGUUGACGGUACAGAGGGCCGUGAAGCCGACGGCACGACGGACGGCGUGCCCCUCCUGCCCAGCAAGAAUGGUUCCGAGCCGCAACCCGAGUCACGGUGCAGUUCCAACAGCUCCUCGUCGACGUCCGUUCCUGUUCCUAUGGUCAGGGCCAAUCUACCGCCGCCUGCAACAGCCCCCGCACCAACAGCAGCCGAGCCACCAGACGACGACUACUUCGGCAACGCGGACUCCUCCCGGUACAGCAGCUUCUCCCAAUCCGACCGUUCGACGGUACCUGCUCUUCCAGCUCCCCCUGUACCUCGAGUUGUGGGGGACCCCUCGCGACAAACUUCGGCGCCUCCAUUCGUAUUCGAUCCGCAGAGCGCCCCCGCGCUGCCUCGGAGGAUAUGCCUGACACGCCAGACGAGUGCGCCCCUUCCGACCGCGCCAUUGUAUGAGCGGCGGUUGAAGGCCACCCGGCUGGCGAAAGAGAGCCAGUUGAACAACCUGGCCGGGCGGGCCGCGAAGGAGGAGCAGAUGUUCCUGGAGCUGGGGUACCUCGCUCCGCCGAACCCGCCGAACGAGCUGGAGCGGCGGAGGGCGCUGUACAAGUACAACAUCUGGGGCACUGGACCGGACCCGAACUUCGAUCGGAUUGCGCACCUCGUGAAGCUCGUCUUCAACACCCGUAUUGUCAUCAUGUCUUUGAUUGACGGGACGGAACAGUUCUUGAAGUCGGAAUCCGGGAUGGGAUGUGUCAGUAUGCCGAGGUCGAGUUCGUUAUGUGCCCAUGCCAUCCUGCAGCCGGACGACGAACCUACGAUAGUCCUCGAUGCACAGGAGGAUUGGCGCUUCUCUCAGAAUCCACUCGUCAUCGGCCACCCGCGCAUACGCUUUUACGCAGGUUGCCCGCUACGGACGCAAGAGGGUUAUAACAUCGGAACCCUCGCGAUCAUGGAUGACACCCCCCGGCGUGAAUUCAGUCCAAGACAAAGGCAUACGCUGAAAGAGUUCGCGCAAGUUGCAAUGCGUGAAAUGGAGCUAUGGAAGGACAAAAUCCAACUCCGUAUACGGGACCGUAUCCAGAGUUCCAUGGAACAGUUCACCCGGGAAUGCCUCGAGGUCGACAAGCACGUCAACGACGAGAAGCCUGAGAUGCCGCAACCAGGAUCGACGUCGAUGGAGCAGAUUUACACCCGCGCAGCGAAGUUGGUCAAGCGCACGCUGGAUGUAGAGGGCGCGAUCGUGAUGGACGUUUCCCAUGUCGACGUGCUCGAGACGGUCGGCGCGGAGUCGUCGGUGUCGCUCACGUUGCACGACGCCGAUUCGCGGUCGGAAUCCCGGAGUCGGAGCUUGAGUAAGGAGGAGCACCGCAAGCUUGCAGAGUUCUUUAUGAAGCAUCCGGAAGGCAAGGUCUGCGAAGGCAUCGUGCAUCCGAGCUUGAAACCGUUCUUGCCGGCAAGAAUACAGUAUGUGCUAGCGGUACCGAUUUACAAUAUCGACAAGCGUCCUUUCGCACUGCUGUGCGCAUAUAGUACGGGCGAACGGACGACGCCUUUCCUCGAGGGCCAUGAGCUUUCGUAUCUGCGCGCAAUAGGUGUCAUCAUAUUGUCUGCCGUACUCAAGCGUCGCAUGAUACUUGCUGACAAGGCCAAAAGCCUGUUCAUCUCGAACAUCUCGCACGAGCUCCGGACACCUCUACAUGGCAUUCUUGCAUCGGCGGAGUUACUCGCCGAGACGCCGCUGGACCACAGCCAGGCAUCUUUUCUGCAGACCGUUCAGGCGUGCGGGACAUCCCUCGUUGAGACCGUGAACCAUGUCCUGGACUUCACGAAACUUAGUGGGAACGCCAAGGCCGGAGGCGUGGAGAACAUCAUUCAUCUCAGCAGGGUCAACCUCAUGCAACUUAUUGAAGAGGCGACCGAGGGUUGUUGGAUUGGCCACCGCGCGCGGAUGUUUACGAGUGAGAUCGGAAGUGUAUAUUCUCCUCCGAAACAUCAGCAUACCUCCAGCGUGCCAAACCGCAAUAAGCACGUGGAGACUGUGAUCGAUAUCGGCCAUUCAGACAGUGGAUGGACGUUCCGUUGUGAAAAAGGCGGUAUUCGUCGCGUGCUCAUGAACGUGUUCGGGAACAGUCUGAAGUUCACAUCGGAUGGAUACGUGCAUGUCUUGCUGCGGCAGCUGCCUAACUCUGGGGACACUCCGCCUGGGAAGGUCAAGAUAGAACUCGCGGUCCUAGACACGGGAAAGGGUAUUAGCCAACACUUCCUGAAGAAUCAGCUCUUCCAUCCUUUCUCGCAGGAGAAUCCACUCCAGACAGGCACAGGGCUGGGACUUGCUAUCGUCAACAGCAUUGUCCGAUCGCCUAGCGUAGGUGGCAAAGUAGACGUAUGGAGCGUCGAAGGCGUAGGUACCGAGAUCAAAGUGACGUUCACCGCCGAAGCGGUGGAAAGCCCCAGCGACUCCGCAUCGCCGUACGCCGAACUCGCGAAGCUGUUAGAUCAUACGCACAAACCCACGAUCUCGUUGCUGGCAUUCGAUGAGACUAUACGGGGCGUCCAGCUUCUUCGGAAGGUCCUCGUGCAGUAUAUCGUGAACGACUGGCAUCUACCUCUAGCCGAGGACGGCGAAAUGGGAGACAUCGUCAUCGUGAAUGAGGAUCCCACACCGGUGACGCUCGCAAUCGAGAAGAAGGACGCUUCUAGGCCUUUCAUCAUCCUCUCCUCCGCACGUGGGGACCCUCGGUUGAUGGCCAUCGUCAACGAGUACGAGCAUGUCGGUGGCUUCUGUAGGAUCGUGUACAAGCCUGUCGGCCCAUGCCGGCUCGUCGCGGCUCUGAAGCUGUCCCUGCAUGCCCUGAACAUCGGGAAGAGCUCACUUACGAGUACAUCUACAAGUACCAUCGUUCGCCCCGGCUCUCCUUCAAGAUCGAACUCGUUCGACCGCCCCGAGCCAAUACCGUUGCCAAGAAGAUACUCGGAGGAGACGAAUGGAGAAGAUUUAUUCAAGCCACUUGCGCAGAGACCGCCUCUCGGCCCCCGAGCAGUGACCGCCCAUCCCUUGACAAGCUGGCAGUACAUGCCUUCGAUGGUGGAGCAGGAGGAGCUCGAACCAGAGUCAACGCUGAGCUCGCCACAGCUCUCGCAGAUGCCCUCCAGCCCGACUAUUUCUGUGGGAACAGGCGGUACGCUGCUAAAGUCGUCGAUCGGGACCAUUGCGCCUCAGGGAGCGUUGCGAGUGCUUGUCGUAGAGGACAACAGUAUCUUGCGGAAUUUGCUUAUCAAAUGGCUUCGGAACAUGGGCUACGAAUACCGCGAGGCAGUCGACGGCCAGGAAGGGGUCCAGACCUUUGAGUCGAAUGGACCCUUCGAUGUCGUACUCCUGGACCUGUCUAUGCCCGUGUUGGACGGCGUUGGUGCAACUGCACGAAUGAGGGAGAUCGAAUCGAAGCGCAGCCAGUCGAAUCAGUCCGAGCCUCAUCCUGCCCGUAUCUUGGCCCUGACGGGCAUGUCCUCUCUCGAAGAUAAGCGACGAGCGUUCGAAGCGGGUGUUGAUGGAUACCUUGUCAAGCCCGUUGCAUUCAAGACGCUUGAUUCCAUGUUUCAGAAACUGGGGGUGUCCUGACGUUUAUUCCGCCACCUAUGAACGGACGCACAUGUAGGAUAGCCCGGUGGUGUUCCUCGCACGUUGUCGCAUCUCCACUGCAUCCAUAUUGGUUUCGCCGCUUACCACCACCAAAUCCACGUACAUAUUGCAUCAUAUAGUCGCUCGUAACACUCAAUACGUCGUCCUGUCGCUCUCCACAAGUAGUCCCCCAUCAGUUGGUUUCCUUCAUUCUCAGUCGAGGCCGAUCCCCAAACUAGCUCCCAUUCCCUCCCUACCGCAUACCACUAGGCGUCGCUCUCCACUUACACUAUAUCUAUCUCGCCACUAAUGCGCUUGAGUCCAAUGUCUUUUCUGCAUCGUAUCUUUUUCAUUGCAGCCUGGCAUGACAUCGCAUCACUGUAGCUCCUAAGGUUCGCUCUAUCAUCCACCUCUUAUUGUUUAUUGCUAUGGACACCUUCUAUCUAGACCAGAUCAAUGUAUUUUUCGCUCAC
Dichomitus squalens LYAD-421 SS1 is the source of this 5358-nucleotide messenger RNA. RefSeq lists its product as uncharacterized. NCBI's taxonomy places the organism in Eukaryota, Fungi, Basidiomycota, Agaricomycetes, Polyporales, Polyporaceae. Gene Ontology annotation, molecular function: protein binding; phosphorelay sensor kinase activity; histidine phosphotransfer kinase activity. The coding region runs from base 863 to 4885 and encodes 1340 amino acids. The record is from RefSeq and is a predicted model, not a curated record. Gene Ontology annotation, biological process: protein autophosphorylation; phosphorelay signal transduction system. The transcript is spliced from 22 exons.